GAGGACCCAAGCCUAUAAAUACCUGCCACCAUGACACAGCAUCCAAACGAGCAACCCCCCAAGGACAAUAGAACAGGCACUUGGGCAAACAAUCCCAGUAGACCAGGACACACAGGAUUGGGACACCCAGAGCUGGGAUCCCCUUCUGUACAAGAUGGCUGUUGACAGUACGGAUGGCAGCAGUGUGACCGUGGAGGAGAAGAUUGUCGAGGAGAGGCCUAAAUGGGACAACAAAGUCCAGUACCUGCUGACCUGCAUUGGCUUUGCGGUGGGCCUGGGUAACGUCUGGAGAUUCCCAUAUCUCUGCCAGGUGUAUGGGGGAGGUGCGUUCCUCAUCCCCUACCUGAUAGCGCUGGUGUUUGAGGGUCUUCCUCUGCUCUACCUGGAGUUGGCUAUCGGCCAGCGGCUCCGACUGGGCAGCAUCGGGGUGUGGAACUCCAUCUCCCCCUACCUGGGAGGAGUGGGUGUGGCCUCCAUGCUGAUUUCGUUCCUGAUUGGAAUGUACUACUGUGUCAUAUUGGCCUGGGUGCUGUGGUACUUCUUUCACGCUUUUGAGGACCCUCUGCCAUGGAGCGAAUGCCCUGUGAGGGAAGACCUUCAAGGCUAUGUACAAGAGUGUGUGGACAGCACGCCUGUCAACUACUUCUGGUACAGACAGACACUGAACGUGACGUCCAACAUUGAGACCAACGGGUCUCUGCAGUGGUGGCUGGUGCUGUGCCUGGCCACGGCAUGGUGUGUCAUCUACAUCUGUUUUAUCAGGGGCAUAGAGACCAUUGGCAAGGCAGUGUACAUCACGGCCACCUUCCCGUACCUGGUGUUGACCAUCUUCCUGGUGCAAGCUCUGACUCUCCCUGGAGCCACCGAGGGCCUCAUCUACCUCUUCACUCCAGAUUGGGAGCUGCUGAAGAACCCCAGGGUGUGGCUGGACGCCGCCACUCAGAUCUUCUUCUCCCUCUCACUGGCCUGCGGGGGACUCAUCGCUUUCUCCAGCUACAACUCAGAGAAAAACAACUGUGAAAGAGAUACGAUUCUAGUGGGCUGCAUCAACAGUGCCACCUCUCUCUACGCCUCCAUCUCAAUAUUCGCCAUCUUGGGCUUCAAGGCAAUGACAAACUACAACACCUGUCUACAGAGCAACGUCUUGGCCCUCACUAACACCUUUGACGUGGGGGAACAGAACAUAACCGUUGAGAACUACGAGAGCUGGCUAGUCAGCCUAAACUCAUCUGACCCAGCCCAAGUCUCCGCUCUGAAUCUGACCAAGUGUGACCUUCAGACGUUCCUGGAUGAGAGCGUAUCAGGAACAGGCCUGGCGUUCAUCGUGUUUACGGAGGCGGUGAUCUCCAUGCCGGGCUCUCAGGUGUGGGCGGUUCUCUUCUUCAUCAUGCUCUUCAGCCUGGGCCUGUCCUCCGUCUUCGGCUGCCUGGAAGGGGUUCUUGCCCCUCUCAACGACCUCAAGCUGCUGCCCAAGUGGCUACCCAGUGAACUCCUCACAGCACUCAUCGUUGCGGUGUCCUUCCUGCUGGGCCUGAUGUUCACCAUGGGUUCUGGAAACUACUGGCUGGAGAUCUUCAAUAACUACGUGGGCUCAGUCUCUCUGCUCCUCAUCGCCUUCUUCGAGAUCAUUGGAGUCGUCGUGUUUCGUGGCAUGAAACAGUUCAGUGAUGACAUCGAGUUCAUGACAGGGAAGCGUCCCAACCUGUUCUGGAGGGUGUGCUGGAUGGGCAUCAGCCCUGCUCUGCUGGUGGUCGUGUUUGUGGCCUUUGUCGUCAUUCAGGCCCAAAGUGUACCCACCUACCAUGCAUGGAACCCAGACUAUGUUGAAUUCCCCCAGACGGAGGUUUUGCCCUACCCUGAUUGGGUGUUUGCCAUGUGUGUUCUGCUGGUGAUUAUCCCAGUGGCACCCAUACCCAUCGUGGCCCUGUACAGACUCAUCCAGCGAUACUGUUGCCGAUCUAAAGCAGUAGAGCCAAGCAGAUCCUCCAACCCAUAUGCAAACGAAGGCUUUAACAUGGACACUGAUGGGUGACGUUUAUCAGUGGGCUGGUGAGCUGUACUAUCACACCGAGGACCGAUUCCAGCCCAAGGUCAUUCCCCGGUCCUUCCCCAUCUAUCUCUCCAGACUCAUUUUCUGUUUCUCUAUUUCUGUGUUUCUGUUGUUCUAUAUCUGUUGUUUUAUAAUGACAACAACAUGUCAUCAGAGAUGCUGAAUAGAUUCAGAUUCAGAU
Messenger RNA from Engraulis encrasicolus (European anchovy), 2231 nucleotides. RefSeq names its product sodium-dependent neutral amino acid transporter B(0)AT3-like. The coding region runs from base 155 to 2032 and encodes 625 amino acids. Gene Ontology annotation, biological process: sodium ion transmembrane transport. The transcript is spliced from 12 exons. Lineage: Eukaryota; Metazoa; Chordata; Actinopteri; Clupeiformes; Engraulidae. The record is from RefSeq and is a predicted model, not a curated record. Gene Ontology annotation, cellular component: plasma membrane.